CCCGUUGCAGUCAAUGGGACUUACUUCCGAGUCGACGUACAGUCAAACGCGCGCUUUCCUAGAAGGACGGGGAACCUCCCCGCCCCGGCCGGGACUAGCUAAGAUGAUCCCUGCGGCAGCGGGAGGGUCCGGCUGGUGGCCCGCCGCGUCCGCGAUCGCCCCCGUUGCAGCCGCCUCCCUCUGCAGCAAGGCCCGGAUCUCUGCGCCUUCCCGACGGAGGCGGAGCGGCUGCCCCGGGACCUCCCCGCUCCCUUCCCUCCGGCCUGCCCCAUCCAGUCCAGUCCCGCCCCGUGCAGGAGGCGUGGGGAGGAGGGAGGAGAGGAACCGAGUGGAGCGCAGGCCGGCGGCGGCUGCAGUGGAGCCGCGCUAGACGUGGCUGGAGGAGCCGCUGGCCGGAGCGCAGUCGGAGACCCGGCGGAGCGCGCAGGGCAGCGGCCAGGAUGGCGGCGGACGGCGGCCUGGAGCAGCGGGCGCUGCAGUACGAGCAGACCCUGAUGUAUGGCCGAUACACGCAGGACCUGGGAGCCUUUGCCAAGGACGAAGCGGCUCGUAUCCGGCUGCAGCAGGAGCGCUGGAAGCCGUCUGCCAAGGAGCGCCUCCGCCCGUCGGAGCUGCUCGAAUACGACCAGAGUCGCUGUGCCCGUUGCCGCAUCUGCACUGUGCGCUGCCAGAAGUUCCUCAUCUCCAAGGUGGGUGAGGACUGGAUCUUCCUCAUCCUGUUAGGCCUGGUUAUGGCUUUGGUCAGCUGGGCCAUGGACUUUGCCAUAGCCACCUGCCUGCAAGCCCAGAAGUGGAUGUAUGGGGGGCUGGACACCAACAUCUUCCUGCAGUACAUGGCCUGGGUCACCUACCCGGUGGUGCUCAUCACGUUCUCAGCUGGCUUCACCCAGAUCUUGGCUCCGCAGGCUGUGGGCUCUGGCAUCCCUGAAAUGAAGACCAUCCUACGGGGCGUGGUGCUGAAGGAAUACCUCACCCUCAAGACUUUUGUGGCCAAAGUAAUUGGCCUGACCUGUGCACUGGGCAGUGGGAUGCCCUUGGGGAAAGAGGGACCGUUUGUUCACAUUGCCAGCAUGUGUGCUGCCAUCCUCAGCAAGUUCCUGUCGCUCUUCGGUGGCAUCUAUGAGAAUGAAUCCCGCAACAUUGAGAUGCUGGCCGCUGCGUGUGCUGUGGGCGUCGGCUGCUGCUUUGCUGCUCCCAUUGGAGGUGUCCUCUUCAGCAUUGAAGUCACCUCGACCUUCUUUGCGGUCCGCAACUAUUGGCGAGGUUUCUUUGCGGCCACCUUCAGCGCCUUCAUCUUCCGGGUUCUCGCCGUGUGGAACAAGGACGAAGAAACAAUCACUGCCCUUUUCAAAACUCGCUUCCGAUUGGACUUUCCCUUCGACCUUCAGGAGCUGCCAGCCUUUGCUGUCAUUGGGAUUGCCAGUGGCUUUGGCGGGGCGCUCUUUGUCUACUUCAACCGCAGGAUCGUGCAGUUCAUGCGCAAGCAAAAGGCCAUUAACCGCUUCCUCAUGAAAAAGCGCUUGCUUUUUCCUGCCCUCGUCACCCUCCUCAUAGCAACGCUGACCUUCCCACCUGGAUUUGGGCAGUUCAUGGCUGGCCAGCUCACCCAGAAAGAGACCCUGGUAACCCUCUUUGAUAACCGGACAUGGGCUAAGCAGGGCAUGGCCGAAGAGUUUGAAUAUGUCGGUGUCUCCGAAGCCUGGAAGCACCCGCGCUCCAAUGUCUUUGUCACCUUGGUGGUCUUCAUCCUCAUGAAGUUCUGGAUGUCCGCCUUGGCCACCACCAUCCCAGUGCCCUGUGGAGCCUUCAUGCCCGUCUUUGUCAUUGGUGCUGCGUUUGGGCGGCUGGUGGGCGAGAGCAUGGCUGCUUGGUUCCCAGACGGCAUCCACACUGACAGCAACACCUACCGCAUUGUGCCGGGGGGCUACGCAGUGGUGGGUGCAGCUGCGUUGUCUGGUGCCGUCACCCACACCGUCUCCACGGCAGUCAUUGUCUUCGAGCUGACCGGCCAGAUCUCCCACAUCCUGCCAGUCAUGAUUGCCGUGAUCCUGGCCAACGCCGUGGCCCAGAGCCUGCAGCCCUCCCUCUACGACAGCAUCAUCCGGAUCAAGAAGCUGCCCUACUUGCCGGAGCUUGGCUGGGGGCAUCAGGAGAAGUACAAUGUGCGUGUGGAGGACAUCAUGGUGCGGGAUGUGAGCUACAUCACCCUGAACUGCAGGUACCGGGACCUUCAGAAUGUGCUGCACAGCACCAAGAUGAAGAGCCUGGCCCUGGUGGAAUCGGCCGAGUCUAUGAUCCUGCUGGGAUCCAUCGAACGGGCACAGAUUGUGACCCUCCUGAAUGGGCAGCUGAGCUACUUAUGUCGCCUGCAGUAUAUGCGGGAGAAGGCCCAGGUGGAACGCAGAGCAGCCGAAAAGAGCCAAGAUGACGAGGAAGAGCAGCCAGCCUCUGAAACAGGAGUGCGUUUCCAGAUCAUCACAGAGGAAUCCUCGGCUGUCCCGCCGCGAAGCGAGUCCCGCAAACCCCUGAAGCCAGCUUUAAAGCGAGCCUCCAGCACUUUAUCGGAGAGCCCUUCAUCUGGAAACGUGGACCCCCCAGGCAUUGCCUUGAGGAGCCUCUUUUGUGCGAACUCCACAACAGCAGAGCCGGCUGAGGAUGAGAAUUCGGGCCAGUCUGAAAAGCGGAAGUCGAAGCGCGUCCGCAUUUCCGUGGUGGACGAGUACGAGGCAAUUGGUGAGAUGACCCCUGCUGAGAUCCUGGAAUGGGAAGAGCAACAGCUUGAUCAGUCUGUCAACUUCAACAACAGCAAGAUUGACCCAGCCCCCUUCCAGUUGGUGGAACGGACGUCUCUGCACAAGACACACACCAUUUUCUCACUCCUGGGAGUGGACCACGCCUAUGUCACUAGCAUUGGGCGCCUAAUUGGCAUGGUGUCCCUUAAGGAGCUGCGGAAAGCCAUUGAGGGCUCCGUCACUGCCAAGGGCGUGAAGGUCCGGCCCCCGCUCGCCAGCUUCCGGGACAGCACGACAAGCAGUAGCGAGACAGAGGCCACCGAGAUCCACCAGCUCUGGGACCGGCGUCACCGGCACUCCAUCCCCCGCGCGUCUAGCCCUUCCGAGAGUGAUGACAAAUGCUUGUGAUGCCGGAGAGAGCGAGCGUCUGCGUGCCCUGCGGACAGGUCGGCGUUGCCACUGCGUGGCUGUUGCGCCUGCCUCUGUCGUCAGAGGGGACCAUGCGCCGCCUUCGAGCGCAGUGACUAGUGACCGCACCCAGCGACUCACAAUAGGCCGUCCGCCUCGAGGACAGAGUGACCCCAAGGCUCACGGGGCAGGCGUUGAGACUUCUCCCCAUUCUGGAGCCACCACAGACUUCUCUUCUGGAGGAGAGGAGACGCCUUCUGGUCAAGGGCGAGAAGAAAGUUUGAACUUCUCACCAGCCUCGAGCCCCAGUGGGGCAUCUGCUUCCUGGAAUUAUGGAAAUCCUCCACUUGAUGCUGAAGAUGCACCCUUCUCAAUCCUGGGGACCUGUUGGGGUGUGUUAGCCACAUGGCCCGUGGUCCCCUUUCACCAUGCCCUCCAGCUGCCACCCUGGCCUCCCUCCAUUUUGUGAUGGGAGCCAAUUAGGUGAGGGGAACCCGUCACAAGGUCUGGGAGAGGGAGAUGAUGAAAUGGGGUAAAAAAGGUGAGUUGAUUUUUAAAAAAGAAAAUCCUUCUGGUCACCUCCUCUCCCUGUGCAGAUCACCCCAUAAGCUGAGAGGAGCGUGCCACUCCUUCCUUGGCAGGCUUGGGCCCUGUUGGCCAGUUGUGUGGGGUGGGCCCCAGCCUGGCUUGGUCUCUUUCCCCCUCGCUCCAGCACCUCAGUCACGGUCAUGCCUGCCAGCCCUCCUUGCCCCACUUGCAUUCCGUCCGUGCAUCUCGGCCCUCUGGUUUAGGGAGGGCCUGCUACUAUGACAGGGUCUUGCUCUUAUUAAUGAUAUGUUUGAACUUUGGAUGGAAUCAGGUGGAUCUCUGAGCUACUGAUCCCCAGAACCCUCUUCUUCCCUCUCUGUGGAGCCCACCCUCUUCCUGAGUCCAGGGGUGAGGAGAAUGGCGCUGGAAUCUGAGAUGUAAAUACAGAGGUUUUUUUAUAUUAAUUUAAUAAAAAAAUGAAUUACAACUAGAGCGCUAAAAUAAACCAAA
Molecule: messenger RNA, 4178 nt
Organism: Hemicordylus capensis (graceful crag lizard)
Lineage: Eukaryota; Metazoa; Chordata; Lepidosauria; Squamata; Cordylidae
Gene: CLCN2
Product: chloride voltage-gated channel 2
Exons: 24
Coding region: 441-3140 (899 amino acids)
Biological process (GO): transmembrane transport; chloride transport
Cellular component (GO): membrane
Molecular function (GO): voltage-gated chloride channel activity
Source: RefSeq, a predicted model, not a curated record